CCUUGGAGGCGACCGGCUACGCUCUGCUGGCGCUGGUCAAGCUGGGGCGCUUGGACGAGGCCGCUGCGCCCUUCAAAUGGCUGAACAGCCAGCGGAGGAGGGGGGGCUCUUUCGGCUCCACUCAGUCCACCAUGGUGGUGCUCCAGGCGCUCUCAGAGUAUCUGAUAAACAAGCCUCCUCCUGGUGACCUCAGUCUGGAUGUGGACGUCCGGUUGACGGGACGCAAGGAAAUCCGUUACCAUUUCAACCCCCGGACGGCCUACGCGGCUCGCUCCUCCAGGUUGCCGGCUAAUCUUGAUUUGGAAGUCGAGGCUCGGGGGAACGGAGAGGGGAUUCUGGAGGUUGUGACCUUUUACAACCAGCUGCACGAGGUGGACGAUAGGACGUCCUGCAAGGACUUUGAGCUCCUCGUCACUAUUGAAGAAUCCAGCGAAACGCCUCCAGCUGAUGUGGAGAAAUCCUACCAGAUGAGCAUCAGAGUGAGGGCUUUGGGACCCACAGAUGUGCGGAUGGUGGUCCUGGACAUCAGCCUGCCGACCGGCUUCAGCCCAGAGACCUCCGACCUGGAGAAGCUUUCAAACUCAGUGGACCGUUACAUCAACCACUUCCAGGUUGUCGAUAACCUGAGUGACCGAGGCUCUCUGAUCAUCCACCUGUUCAAGGUGUCUCACAAAGAGCCAGAGGUCCUGAUCUUCAGGCUGCAGCAGCGCUUCAGAGUGGGCCUCCUGCAGCCGUCCUCGGUCACCGUGUACGAGUAUUACAACCCAGAUCACCGCUGCAGUCACACCUACACCCCCAGGGAGGACCGAGAGGAGCUCUCUCAGAUCUGCAGGAACGACGCCUGCCGCUGCGCGCAGGGCGACUGCUGCGUCUCCAGGAGCGACAGUGAGAACGUGCCCCACCAAGAAAGAGAGACGUUUGCCUGCAAGACUUUGCACCACGUUUUCAAGGUGAAGGUGCUGAACGUCAGCCAGAGUUACUACGACAAAUACGAGAUGGAGAUCACACAAGUUAUCAAACUGGGCAUAGAGGCAGGAGUUGAAGUGGGCCAGAGGAGGCUUUUCAUGUCUCAUGGAGGCUGCAGAGACGGACUGGUCCUGAACCAGGGCUCCCAGUACCUCAUCAUGGGGCCCACAGAGGACCAGUGGAACGCUGACGCUGACACCGGCAGGUCCGUCUACGUGUUGGGGAAGGACACCUGGGUGGAGCGCUGGCCGUCGCCCACAGAGUGCUCCAGCACUGACGGCCUGUCAGAUAAAUGCCGGAGCCUGAAGGAUGCGGCGACCGAGCUGUCCGUCAACGGCUGCCGGCUGUAGAGCCGCUUUAGUUCUUUCUCUUUGCAGAAGGAUUCAAUGCAAAUACAGUCAAAGUGUCCAAAAGCCUUUCAGAGACACGUUACGUCCUUGUUACCUGUGAAGGUCAAACCAGCAGCUGCUGAAACAACCAUUCAUCCAUUUAGACGACCAGGAAACAGCUAAAAGAGAAAAUAAAUGAAUAAACACCUCAA
Molecule: messenger RNA, 1507 nt
Organism: Gasterosteus aculeatus aculeatus (three-spined stickleback)
Lineage: Eukaryota; Metazoa; Chordata; Actinopteri; Perciformes; Gasterosteidae
Source: RefSeq, a predicted model, not a curated record